GAUAGAGCGAUCUUGAAGCGCCGCACGAAGAACAUCGCCAUCAACGGUUAGCGAAUCUCUCUUGAGCUUAUCGAUCGCACUCUGCAUUCCUCGUUCCAAGCAGCACCUCUCAAAGCCUGUCGUUGCCAUGCUUAACGUGCCUCGUCGAGUCACUCGUGCAGCUAAUGCAGUCGCUGCAGCCUCAGCUCGUCUCUCCAUGACCGCUGAGUCGACCAAGGCGUUGUGGGACGGACUGUCCAAAAAGAUCGCACAGAUCUCCGAGCCCGAGCCACUCAAGCCCGCAACGGAGCGCACCCCAUUGCUGCUCUUUGACGCCACAGUGGUGCCCAGCAACAGCGUCGAAGACGAGGAGUCCACCUUGAGAGGGUGCACCAAACCUUCUCCGAUACGACACAGCAGCGAGUGUCAAGCGCUGCUGCGUCUGGCCUUCCAGAUGUUGCUGUUUGCCAUCGUGGAUUUCGCUCCCAAUUUCCUCAGUGGCGUUCUCACGGGCCACCUCAGCGCUUCACACAGUAGCGAGUUCAUGGCGGCGCGUAGUCUGGCUCUCAUCUUCAACAUGGUGACCAGCACGACACUGAUCGCAGCUAUGAGCGCUGCGAUGGACACCCUCUGUGCUCAGGCCUAUGGCGCCGGUCAAUUACGAGAGCUGGGGCUAUUCUUUCAGACAGGUUUGCUCGUCUUUUGCAUCGGAUUCCCACCCGUAGCCCUUGCCAGUUUCUAUUGCGUUGAGCUACUGGAGUUGGCAGGUCAACAACGUGAACUUGCGCAACUGGUCCGCAGCUUAGUGUUGUUAGCACUGCCUGGCGUGCCCUUCGCAGCUAUCAACACGCUGAUGUGCAAGAUCCUACAAGGUCAGAGUCGCGUGGAGCCGCUCGUGGGUGUCGGUCUCAUGGCGAGUGUCGUUCAAGCUACUCUGCUCUACGUCUUCAUGUUCCAGACACCGCUGGGAUUCACUGGAUCCGCAUUAGCCAUUUCAGUCACUUUGGCUUGUUACGCAAUUGUACUGGCAACGUAUCUGUACCGCAGCGGUCUGUACCAACGUGAGUGGCCAGGUUGGCAAUUCUCUGAGGCGGUUCGGCUAAUGCCCGAGUUCCUGCGCUUGGGUGUGUCUGGGAUGGCUAUGUUCGUGUGUGAAGUAUGGGGUUAUGCUGCAGUGGGGCUCAGCUCGGGGAUGCUGCCCCAUGCAGCAGCCGUCGUGAGUGCAGACUCAAGCUAUGCCAAUUUACGAUGGCUCGGUGCACUCUGGUACGCUGCUAUCUCGCUCGCAGGCUCUGUGAGGGUCGGCAAUGCACUUGGAGCGAACGAUCCGGCACGUGCUUGGCACACCGCGAAACUGGCUUUGGGUCUGAGCACAGCCUGCGCUCUUAUUGCGUCGGUAGCCAUGUUGUUGCUGCAUGGCGUGUUACCAUUUGCAUUUACAAGUGACGAGCGGGUGGUGUCCAUUACGUCGAAAUUGUUGCUUGUAACCAGUCCGCUUCAGGUUUUCGCAGCCAUCUCGUCCGUUUCCCAAGGCAUUUUCCGUGGCUGUGGCUUGCAGACACUUGGCGCGAAGGUUAACUUCGUCUGCUACAUUCUGCUGGCUGUACCGCUGGGUUUGCUGUUGGCAUUUCCUCUUGAAAUGGGACUGCUAGGACUUUGGCUUGGCCUCAAUGCCGGUUUCAUCGCAAGUGGACUCUUUAGCACGUACUGGUUGGCAUUCCGAGCUGACUGGGCGAUGCUGGCGCAUCAGGCGCUGGAACGAACGACAUGUGGAGCCCCAGGAAGUGAAGAGACGCUGAGCGAAGCCUGCUACGAUGAGAUCAGAGACGCCACACACCCACCUGAACCCAUGCAUGAGCCCACCGAGUACGCUGAUGACAUUCGACCAUCGACGAGUAUAAAAUGAACGACAAAACACUCCCGCUAAAACUAAAAAUCACCAGAAUUAUCUUCGAUGUACUGAAGUACGUUACAAAUUAAACCUGAAGUUCUUUUAAAAAAAAUCACCUUGGAUGCCCGUUGAGAGUCUCAAUGAGGCCCCCUACGCAGCGACGGCAACUGCAUGAUGAGUGCCGUGCUUCGCGUCGUGAGCCAUUUUCUCCCAACUCGUGGCACGCAACCACAACACCCCAGCCACAGCAAAGAUGACGAUUCCCGCCAUGUUGCCUGCCCAGAGACCCGCAAUACCCGAGUCAAACCGAAUCGCGAACACCAAUCCAAGCGGCACACCCAGCACAAACAAACACACAAAAUUAAGCUGCGCACAGAGCAACUGCUUUCCACAAGCACGGAACACGGACUGCAUCCCGAAGGCAAAACCCAGGAGAG
Phytophthora nicotianae INRA-310 is the source of this 2307-nucleotide messenger RNA. RefSeq lists its product as hypothetical. The coding region runs from base 128 to 1885 and encodes 585 amino acids. The record is from RefSeq and is a predicted model, not a curated record. Gene Ontology annotation, cellular component: membrane. Gene Ontology annotation, molecular function: antiporter activity; xenobiotic transmembrane transporter activity. Gene Ontology annotation, biological process: transmembrane transport. The transcript has a single exon. NCBI's taxonomy places the organism in Eukaryota, Oomycota, Peronosporomycetes, Peronosporales, Peronosporaceae.